AUGGUGAGAGGGCCAGACCGACAUCCCGAGAGAGGGAGCGGGGGUGGUUGGAACCGGCGGGAAGCGGCUGUGGGGGGACUCACGCCUCCCUGCAGUCAGCUCCACUAUGUUCGCCCCGAGUUCUCCUUGUCCAGCUCGGCCUCAGUCCUCUUCAGCCAUGAGAUGGCGGCUGCGCUGGCAGCUGGGCCUCCGGGCGUCCUGUCUCUUCCCUGUGUAGUGAUUGUGCCCUGGCCUGGAGCCCUCUCUGGGCAGCUCUGCACCAGUAGCCCCGCAUCUCUCCCAGAUGGUGCAGAGACCAUGGGAGGAACCUCAGGGCAGAAUCCUGACUCGGGACUCACUGAAGAGAAGACUUACAAGUGUGAAGAAUGUGGCAAAGCAUUUAGCCGAUCUUUAACCCUAACCAGACAUAAAAGGAUGCACACUGGAGAGAGACCCUACAAAUGUGAAGAAUGUGGCAAAGCAUUUAGCCAAUCCUGUGUUCUAACCAAACAUAAGAGGCUGCACACUGGAGAGAAACCCUACAAAUGUAAAGAAUGUGGCAAAGCAUUUAGCCAAUCCUCAGCCCUAACCAAACAUAAGACGAUGCACACAGGAGAGAAACCCUACAAAUGUGACGAAUGUGGCAAAGCAUUUCUAUGGCCCUCAACCCUAACUAGACAUAAGAGGAUUCACACUGGAGAGAAACCCUACAAAUGUGAAGAAUGUGGCAAAGCAUUUCUAUGGCCCUCAACCCUAACUAGACAUAAGAGGAUUCACACUGGAGAGAAACCCUACAAAUGUGAAGAAUGUGGCAAAGCAUUUCUAUGGCCCUCAACCCUAACUAGACAUAAGAGGAUUCACACUGGAGAGAAACCCUACAAAUGUGAAGAAUGUGGCAAAGCAUUUGUAUGGCCCUCAGGCCUUUCUGGACAUAAGAGGAUUCACACUGGGGAGAAACCCUACAAAUGAGAAUAAUGUGGCCAAGCAUUUAGCCUCAACCCUUAUUACACAUAAGAUAAUUCAUACUGGAAGAAACCUUACAAAUGUGAAGAAUGUGGCAAAGCCUUUAAAUGGUCCUCAAAUCUUACUAAACAUAAGGUAAUUCAUACUGAAGAGAAACCCUACAAAUGUGAAAAAUUUGGCAAAACCUUUUACCAGUCUUCAAACCUUACUAACCAUAAGAGAAUUCAUACUGGAGAGAAACACUAAUAAUGUGAAUGUCUUAAAAUCUUACUACUAACAAAAGUCUUCUUACUGUCAAAAGAUCUAUCAGAAAAUGUGUCUUUAAAGCACAGAAGAGUAUUUGUUUUGAAAAAGCAUUAACAAAUAUGAAGAGGUUUGUGAUCCCUUUACUUGUAUCACAGAUGUUAUUGCACACAUUUUGUACUAGAGGAGAAUCCUGAGGCAGUUGUUAAAAUUUUGUUCAACAUCAGUGAGUUUAUAUUGAGGAAAACCCUGCAGAUGUAAUGAAUUUGGGAAAGUAUUUUUCCAAACACUACAAAUUAUAAAACACUAGAGAGUUUAUACUAAAAUAUGUUUUUGCAGAUACAGUAAAUAUGAAAGAUACUCAGUCCAAAAUUAAGUCUAUGUAAAUAUUGGAAUAAUUCACAGUAGAAAUAUCUAGGGCACUCAAACUUUAGACAUUAAAUCAGAAUGCUGAGUAUAGGAAAUAAUAUAAACUAUAGUUUGUGUAAACAUCAGUUAUAUAUAACUUUAAAAGAAGUAGAAUAUUUUGGAGUUACAAUAUUACAUUCAAAGUAAACUUGUCAAAAUAUGGGAUUUUUAAAAUGAAUAAUAAUGGAGUUAAACUCUUAAAUUCAUGCUGUUUCAUCAUUCCUGGUGUAUUCACAUGUGAAAACAUGAGACUAAUUGUUGCUGAAUAAAAGAUUUGAGAGAUUCAUUUAUAUUAGGUAGGCGUUAUUUAUGACCUUUUCUAUGGAAAGGUAAGGACAUUAAGAUACAUGAUGAAAAUUUAAGCAGAGAGGCUCUUUGUGGUUAACUUAUAAUAUUGAGUGAUGCAUGAGGUAGGUGUUCAGAGUAAUAUUCUGCAUAAUUAUCAAAAACAUUCUUAAAUUUAGUUAAAAUUAAGUAGUAUGCUAUUUAUUGUACUUUUAUGGAAUAAUAUGCAGUAUAUUUUUAAAUUAUGUGUGAACUUAACUUUUCAAUUCAACAUUUUUAACAUGUUAAAUACUAUUGUGAAGUUUUACAGCAUACAUCCUGAUCUCACAUUCUUAGCAAAAUGACACUGGCUUUGGGCAUGCAAAGAAUGAGCAUAUUACAGACAACCUUAAGACACAUCACAUGGCCUGGCUUACCUGAUGCAAUUUUUAAUUUUUCUGAAGUAACCUCAAAUUACUUCUCUGGAGUAAAGUCAAAUUUCAAACAUGUAUUUGUUUGUUAACGUAUUUGAUUGUUUUCCUCAGGGACUUCACAGAAAAUAUAUACAACUUUCAUUCAGUUAAUCUUACCACAGUAGAUGGUCUAACACAUCCAGAAGACAGCCAUAUGUAAGACAUGCCCAUAACCCAAAUCAUAGAAAAGUUAACACACCAGGUUCUUGACGAAGCAACAGUAUAACCAUGCAAAUACACAGAUGUUUCAGAAAAAAUAACAUCACCCUAUGGACAACAUGUAAGGUGACAACUAUCCAGGGCUCUCCAAAAUCCGUCACUAUGAACGGCUUAUCUAAAAGUUGGCUUAAAAAUACUUGUCACCACAAAUUGGUUCUAAACAUACUAUUGAUUCCAAUUUUGGAUUUUCAAAACAAGAUAAUAGGCUGGUAAGAUAUAUUUAUAACUAACUUGUAAUUAGACUUCUAAAUGCACGCAUAUGCUUGGGUCCAGUGAGGCAAAAAAAACUGAGUUAUUGGUAGAUUACCUUAAGAUUUAAUUUUUCAAAAAACAUACUUAAGCUUAGUUUUAGAAGUAUUCUUCCCAGCAUCUCUUCACCAAGGGAUUUCAGUUUUAAAAAGUGAGAGGUAGGGAGGGCUUUUAAAAGUUUUAUUCCUUUGUAUUCAGUUUAUCUUGUCCUAUACAGAAAUGGAAUAAAGUGUGGUGUCUGUCCUAAUGUUA
Macaca mulatta (Rhesus monkey) is the source of this 3050-nucleotide messenger RNA. NCBI's taxonomy places the organism in Eukaryota, Metazoa, Chordata, Mammalia, Primates, Cercopithecidae. The record is from RefSeq and is a predicted model, not a curated record.